This is a messenger RNA of Hirsutella rhossiliensis, 1566 nucleotides long. Its product is annotated as glycosyltransferase family 31 protein. Lineage: Eukaryota; Fungi; Ascomycota; Sordariomycetes; Hypocreales; Ophiocordycipitaceae. The transcript has a single exon. The record is from RefSeq and is a predicted model, not a curated record. Bases 1 to 1566 code for a protein of 521 amino acids.
AUGCUGGUUGCCAAAGGCCUUUCAGCCCUCCACGUGAGAUUCGGCAACGUUCUUGUCAUCGCCUUGAUCGUUGGCCUGUGCAUUCACAUCUCGAGAUACUGGCAACAACGGCACCAUAGCUCAGCCUUGAUUAAGCUAAACGAGAACCCCGCGGGAGGCCCAUCGGCAGAAGAGCAGUACCUCGAGAGACUGGCGUACCGAUACGCUCUCACGAAUCAGACGGAAUGGCUGGCCUGGAGAAUCCAGUCUGCGGGGCGCAAGGACGGGGGAAGCUCUCUCAUUGACGUUGGCCUAAACUUUGGAUCGCAAUCUCACAAGAUUAUCGACUUGCGUGGUCCCGAUCCAUCGGCUCUCCGGGCGCCGAGGAAGAUGACACUGCCGGCUCGCGACGACACGCGGGCCGAACCGACGGACGCCUCAGACUUCUUGUUCGGCAUCUCUUCAAGCUAUGAACGCAUCGCGGACCGAGACUGGGCCCUUGUCCGCGCAUGGGAGCGGUGGUUCACGGGCGCGAAGAAGGAAAGCAACGGCGCCGGCCUGGUGCUGAUGCUCGACAAGGCGACGGACAGGCAGCUCCAAGAGGUUGACGAAGAGCUAUAUGCGAGAGGCCUGGAUGCCUACUUGAUGUCUACAGAAGAGCCCAUGUCCAUGGCCACGAGGUACCACGAGCUCGUCAGGAUCUUCAAGACAUACGGCGCCACGCUUGCGGCCAGCGGCCAGCGCAAGAAAUGGUUUGGUCUUGUCGAGGACACCGUCUUCUUCCCUGACCUGUCCUACCUCGGGGAGCGGCUGUCGAGAUACAACGCCAACGACGAGCUGUACAUUGGCCUCCCCAGCGAACGUCAGGACUGGCACGCCGACGGCGACAACAUGACCACCUACGGAGGCGGGGCAGUCUUGCUGACGCGCCAGGCCGUCGAUCGCAUCCCCCGCCUGCCGUGUCUGGAGGCCGCCGAGCUGGAGGCGCCCGUCAAGCCAAAGAGAUGGGACGCUCUGCUGAAAGAAUGCGUGGAGCAGCGAGGCGGCUUAGACAUGCGCUUCAUCCCUGCCCUUUACUCGCCCAAAGACGACGGCGACGGCGAUCUGCCGUCGGUGGCGAGCCAAGAAGCGGGAGCUCGCCCCUUGGUCCUGCACGACUACCAGGACCGUCAUCGCCUAGACGUCGGCAUGGCUCACCUGGUGACGGACGUCUGUGGAGAGGCCUGCUUCAUGCAACGCUAUGUCUUCCACGACAACUGGGUGCUCGUCAACGGCGUCUCCAUCAGCCAGCAUCCCGACGGCCUCAAGCAUCAGCGGCGGAGGCGUGCCAAUCAGCGGCGCGGGGUGCUCAAGGGGCGCGUGGGGAGGAACACAUCUGGGCAGUUCGUCGACGACGACCAGGAGGUCGAGAGAACCUUUCUCACGUGGACCGGCCGCAGGAAUGUGUGGCGGUUGCUAGACUCGGCACCGGCCUUGGAUGGCUCGGUCUGGCAGGCCUACCUCAGGAGAGGCACGCGGGGCAGCGAGGGGCCGGGCGAGAUGGACUCGGUGAUUGUCUUGAUUUGGGAGCAGAGUCCCAUGCGUUGA